UAGAAUCAUGGAGAGACUAGUCAAAGAUAACUUAAUCAAACAUAUGCUUAGCUGCAACAUCAUAAGUCCGAACCAACAUGGAUUCCUGAAAUCCAGAUCAUGUUUAACAUGUCACCUAGACUUCUUCAAUUUUGUAACCAGCAGUCGUGACAGACGGCAACUAGUACUUGUCAUCUACUUUGACAUUUCUAAGGCAUUUGACCGUGUUGACCAUUUACUGCUAACAAAUAAACUGAACUCCUUAGGAAUACGUGACCCAUUAUUAGGAUGGCUUAAAUCAUUCCUUAACAAUAGGUCCCAAAUAGUUAAACUCGGGUCUGCAACCUCCAAACCUAGCCCUAUCACUUCUGGUGUAGUACAAGGUAGUGUCAUUGGACCCCUCCUAUUUACACUAUACAUCAAUGACAUAUGCGCUUGCUUCACGCACGGGAAACCAUUCAUCUUUGCAGAUGACCUAAAAGUAGCUUAUACAUUCCAACGUGAUGACUUAGGGAACUUCGAGAAUGUAGUACAGAAGGAAUUAGAUAAAAUGGCUGCUUGGUCGUCCCUAUGGAAUCUCCAAUUUAAUCUGAACAAAUGUGGCUGGAUCUGCUUCGGUGCACCCUCAAUUGACCUGAAAUUAACGCUCCAAUCUGCUAACCUAACAAGACUCCGAAGUGUCGUUGACCUAGGCCUGAGGUACUCUAGUGACUUGACAUUCUCAGAGCAAGUAGCAUCACAGACUAGAAAAUCGAGGAUGCUCUUAGGAUGCAUACUCAGGAACUUUCACGACAAUGAAGCCAAGCUAAUUCUGUACAAAACAUGUGUCAGACCACUACUAGAAUACUGUCCAUUUAUUAUAAGCAGCACUCGCACACGUGACAAGCUAAGGAUGGAAAGUAUCCAACGAUAUUUUACCUCAAAACUGCUUGGCUACGAUUGUAAGAAAGACUACAUCUCACGGUGCAUGAUCCUAAAACUUGACCCACUUUGGACAAGGCGACUUAUUAUAAACCUAAUAUUCUUCUUUAAGGUCCUUCACAAAAUAUCUUUCUCAGGUAACAGGGACAUACAAUUCGCACAGGAAGGUUCUUACGAUCUGCGUAACCAAACUUCCACAGUGACAACUCAUUCUUUUAAGUCAACACUCCGUGAAAACUUCUUCACAGUCAUGUAUUCUAAAAUAUGGAAUAGCCUACCCCUAGAUGUCAGAACUUGCUCUUCGGUUACAAGCUUCAAACGCUCUCUAUACAGACUGUUUCACUCUACUGAUUAUAUUAAUAAACUAUUUACUCCUAGAACGAAUCAAGCACUAAUCUACUACAGCACCUAAAAGACGCACUUCAACACCC
Molecule: messenger RNA, 1331 nt
Organism: Trichobilharzia regenti
Lineage: Eukaryota; Metazoa; Platyhelminthes; Trematoda; Strigeidida; Schistosomatidae
Source: the annotation of a GenBank genome assembly